Molecule: messenger RNA, 1163 nt
Organism: Porites evermanni
Lineage: Eukaryota; Metazoa; Cnidaria; Anthozoa; Scleractinia; Poritidae
Source: the annotation of a GenBank genome assembly
AUGGAUCACAACGGAAGCCGACAUCGUUUCUUCUUACACCAACAAUACCAAGUAGACAACGGCGAUUCUCUGGACGUAAGCCUUGAGUGCAGUUUUAUCUAUUUAUUAAACCAGUUUUAGAGCGCCUUUUUUGUUUCACUAGUAGCGUUUUACUAUGCUAAAAUCCUAAUAGCUCUUUAUCACAAGCAUACUUUCUAUUUAAUAGCAACAACUUAAACCAAAGAUUUGCCGGAGCAGUAAAGAUUAACCAACAACAAAUGCCACAGUUGCAUUUUAGUGGACAGCCACUCUUUCCUUUUCCACCUAACAGCCAGACCUUCUACCGUCCUGCUGUGUUUCAACCGCUGAGCGAAAGUCCACCACAAUGCAACUCUCCAAUAAUAACGCGGACCCCAUCGCCAAGUCCUGAGACUUCAGGGAACUUGAUCUGGGCCACCAAAACCAGUUCAGAGGGAAAAAAGAAAUCAAAGACUUCUGACUGGACAGAAGAAGAAACUAGUGAUACGCUCAAACUAUGGGGGCCGAAGUACGACAAGCUCCGCAGUGCCUCCAACAAGGAAAGGGUGACGAUAUGGAAAGAUAUUUUCGUUGCAUACAAGGAAAAGUACCCAGACAGCAAAAGAACUUUACCCCAGGUAAAGAAACGUAUCCAGAAUCUCGAAUACGAGUACAAGCUUUUAAAGCAACGGUCUCAGUUGACCAGUGAAGUGGAGUUCAAGAAAAUCAAAGAGGGAAUUCUGUACUUUGAUUUUUUAGACGACAUGAUGGGUCAUCGCGAUAGCGUUGACCUAUCUAAAAUGGCUAUCGAAGGUUCUUCUACGUUUGCUUCCGAAGACAGCAGCAAUACUUCACCUUCGCCUCAAUUGCAAGAAAGCGGUAAUGGCACAGAGGAAAACCUAGACAAUGAAUUACAAGCCGCGAUGGGAAUGAAACGAAAGGCAACCGAUAAGUCAGCCCGCAAAGGAAAGAAGAGACAUGAUGAGCAGCAAACUAAGUGGCACACAAGUUUUCUUCAGCUCAUGGAACGAAGCUUAGAGCAAGAUAGCACACGAUUUGAACGUUCCACAGAAAUGCUUCGAGAAUCGCAGAGGAAUCAGAUGGAGCAAACAAAUGCAAUCCUCGCAGGGUUUAAGGACAUUUUCAAAGAUUUGGUAUCAAAGUAG